AUGUCGGGUGUCGUGGAAAGUGAAGAGAAAGCCCAGAAAUUGAGGAGAAUCAGAUGGAGCGGACGUUUGGGAGUGGACACAAAAAAGCGACGGAAAAGUGAGAGAGAGGGCGAGAGAAGCGAGAGGAGGUGCUCUCUUUGCUUGGCGUGGUGGUUGUUGAAGAAUUUGUAUGAUUAUCGCCGGGGUCGCGGCCAAACGCAACUUUUUUCGCCACGCAACACCUGCCGAAUGGGGUGUCGUUCGAAGCUUCUUCAGCUCCUCCAGCUCAUCGUCGCCUCGACGGAGCGUGACGAGGUGUCCGCCAGCCGAGGAGCUGGAGAAAUUUGA
Caenorhabditis auriculariae is the source of this 327-nucleotide messenger RNA. The record is from the annotation of a GenBank genome assembly. Lineage: Eukaryota; Metazoa; Nematoda; Chromadorea; Rhabditida; Rhabditidae.